Molecule: messenger RNA, 709 nt
Organism: Condylostylus longicornis
Lineage: Eukaryota; Metazoa; Arthropoda; Insecta; Diptera; Dolichopodidae
Gene: mRpL30
Product: 39S ribosomal protein L30, mitochondrial
Exons: 2
Coding region: 1-624 (207 amino acids)
Biological process (GO): translation
Cellular component (GO): large ribosomal subunit; mitochondrion
Molecular function (GO): structural constituent of ribosome
Source: RefSeq, a predicted model, not a curated record
AUGUUAACCUUAUCAAAAAUUUUGGUAUCGUCAAAAGAAUUCUCAGAUACAUUAUUCUAUAGAUAUUUUAUCUGUAGUAAAAUGCUUAGUUUAUUCAAAACACACCAAAUUCAAACUCAAUUAAUUAGGAACUAUGGAAAACAUAAUAAAAAAUAUUUAUACAGAGACGAAGAUAAAAUGAAAUUUGGGAAAAUUAUUUAUUAUCCAAGGACACCGGACCACAAAGAUCCUCCUAUAACCCCAUCAAAACUAUUUCGUGUCCAACGUGUAAAACCAGUUAAAGGUAAUCCUUAUUGGGAAAAACGUAUUCUUAAAGAUUUGGGGCUAGAUGGAAAACAAAGUGAUUUUACCGUUGUUAAAAAUAUACCAGAAAAUAAUGCUAGACUCUGGAAAAUAAAGCAUUUACUGAAAAUAACACCAAUAACUUUCCCAUAUGGAGAACCAACAGAAAAUGAUAUAAAUAACACAAUUUUAAAAGAAAAUGGUGAAUGCUUAGUAGCAAAGGAAUUAAAAAUUUCAGAUCAACGAAUAGAGGCUACAGAAAUAUUCGAAAAAGAUGCUAAUCGGUUAGAUGGUGAGACACUGAGAAAAGAUAGUCGAUUAAAAUGGUUAAAUGCAUGGUAAAAUAUUAUUUAUCCACAGAUAUAAAAAAAUGCUAAAUUUUUCAUUUUUAUUUAAGAAAAAAUAUAAGUCAAAGUAAAAAACCUUA